AAUGUUUUUGGGGCUUUUCUAUAGGUAACCCCUAGCAUUGGGGCUUUUCUAUAGGUAACCCCUAGCAUCAGGUAGAACAGGGGGCAGUCGCUGGAGGGGAUAAUGGGAAGAAUCUCUGAGGGCAGAAUGGUGUGUGUGUGUGUGUGUGUGUGUGUGUGUGUGUGUGUCACUGGGGGGGGAUAAUGAGAAGAAUCUCUGAGGGCAGAAUAGGUAACGUCCAGCACUAUGACGUCAGCGCCCGGGGGCCAAUAGGCUCCUCCUCCCGCCUAUAUAAGAGACGCACGCACAGGCAGAGGCAGGCAGCACUCACUCAACCCUCGCAAGCAUGGGCAAGAUCAUCUUCUACGAAGGCCGCAACUUCCAGGGCCGCUCCUGGGAGUGCAGUGGGGACUGCUCGGACACCUUCAGCCACUUCAGCUGCUGCAACUCCAUGCGCGUGAUGGGGGGCCACUGGGUGGCCUACGAGAAGCCCAACUUCAUGGGCUACCAGUACAUCCUCAACAAGGGCGAGUACCCCGAGUUCAGCCACUGGAUGGGCUUCAACAACUGCAUCCGCUCCUGCCAGAUGAUCCCUCCCUACAGGGGAUCUUACCGCAUGCGGAUCUACAACCGGCCCAACCUGUCGGGCGGCAUGAUGGAGUUCAUGGAGGACUGCCCAAACGUCUACGACCGCUUCCGCUCCCGCGACAUCUUCUCCUCCCACGUCAUCGAGGGCUACUGGGUGUUCUACGAGCACUCCAACUACAGGGGGCGCCAGUUCUUCCUGCGCCCUGGCGAGUAUCGCGGCUGCAUGGAGUGGGGCUGCUUCAACCCCAUGGUGGGCUCCUUCAGACGCAUGAGGCCCAGCCUCAUCUGAGAAACACACACACACACACUCACACACAUUCACACACACACACUCACACACGCUCACGCUCACUCACACACCAGGCAGGGACACACAGAUGCCGGCAUGCAACAGCCAUGAAGACACGCACACCGGACAGGACUGCGCACACACACACACACACACACACACACACACACACACACACACACACAGGACGUGGACACACACUCUCACAGACCGACUAACAGCUGGGCAGAUGGUCACAGCUCUCUGGCCCCAGACGCACUCGUCUCCCUCUGCAUCUAAGUGUACACCUGGUCUUCAAUAAAGCAUGAAAACCUGACAAAA
Molecule: messenger RNA, 1177 nt
Organism: Sardina pilchardus (European sardine)
Lineage: Eukaryota; Metazoa; Chordata; Actinopteri; Clupeiformes; Clupeidae
Gene: crygmxl2
Product: crystallin, gamma MX, like 2
Exons: 3
Coding region: 326-856 (176 amino acids)
Biological process (GO): lens development in camera-type eye; visual perception
Molecular function (GO): structural constituent of eye lens
Source: RefSeq, a predicted model, not a curated record